Molecule: messenger RNA, 1638 nt
Organism: Pestalotiopsis fici W106-1
Lineage: Eukaryota; Fungi; Ascomycota; Sordariomycetes; Amphisphaeriales; Sporocadaceae
Exons: 5
Coding region: 1-1638 (545 amino acids)
Biological process (GO): transmembrane transport; carbohydrate transport
Cellular component (GO): membrane
Molecular function (GO): carbohydrate:proton symporter activity
Source: RefSeq, a predicted model, not a curated record
AUGCUCGACAUCAACCAGCGGCACCGAUGGAUGGUCGCUGGCUUUUUGAAGCAGCGAAAGCUUCUCAUAGCCAUCAACUGCCUCGCAGGCAUGUCCAUCUUCUUUUUCGGAUACGACCAAGGCAUGAUGGGCGGCGUCAAUAACGCAAAAGACUAUGUCGACAUCAUGCGAUUUGGAUACGUCAAAGAAGAUGGAACUGCAGUAGUCACUGAUGCCUUACUACAGGGCGGCAUCAUGUCUGUCUACUAUCUUGGUACUCUCAUUGGUUGCCUACUGGGCGGUUGGUUCGGCGACCGUUUCGGUAGGAUUAAUGCAGUUGCGCUUGGUGCUCUCUGGGGUACAAUUGGUGCUGCCCUCCAAUGUUCUGCCAUGAACUCGGACUGGAUGAUCUGUUCGCGACUCGUGAAUGGUAUUGGUACCGGUAUCUUGAAUGCCAUCGUCCCCGCCUGGGCCUCAGAGCUUGCGGACCACAAGUCACGAGGCACUUUUAUCGCCAUGGAGUUCACAUUGAAUAUCUUUGGUGUUGUUGUGGCAUACUGGCUGGGUUAUGGGGUAAGUUUCAUCGAUAAUGGCAAUUCGCCUGUUCGAUGGAGAUUCCCCAUAGCUUUCCAGAUCAUCCCACUUUUGUUUCUACUCUUUGGUUGCUGGCUAUUCCCGGAAUCCCCUCGUUGGUUGAGCAGAGUUGGGCGCAACGAGGAAGCACUCUACAUCCUUCAACGCCUACGAGGAGAUACCGGCCAAGAGGCUGAGCUGGCUCAACAAGAGCUAGACGAGAUUCGUCAGGUUGUAGAACUUGAGCGAUCCUCAAAGGGAACUUCAUAUUGGCAGAUGCUCUUUGGCCUCAAGUCGGGCCAGCUACAUACUGGCCGCCGGGUGCAGCUUGUCAUCUGGCUGCAAAUUCUGCAAUGCUGGACAGGUAUAGCCGGUAUAACCAUGUACGGCCCGACGAUCUUUGCCAUAGCUGGCUUUGGACCGGAUAAAGCCCAGUGGGUGUCUGGUCUCAACAACAUCUUCUAUAUGUUUGCAACUCUCAUCUGCGUGUUCACGAUCGAUCGGAUAGGUCGGCGUUGGACCUUGUAUUGGGGAUCUGUGGGUCAAGCUAUUGCCAUGUUCCUCGUGGGGGGUCUAUCCCGUGGAGGUCUCAAUGCAACAGCAACAGGUGCCACCGCGUCGGCCACUAGCUUUGGCGCAGCAGCAGCCGCAAUGGUCUUUAUCUAUACCUUUAUCUUUGGAGCCACGUGGUUGACUGUUCCAUGGCUUUAUCCUGCAGAGAUUUUCCCUCUUCAGGUUCGUGCUAAGGGUAACGCUUGGGGUGUGGUGGGCUGGAGUAUUGGAAAUGGAACGCUCACUUUAGUUCUGCCCUACAUCGUGGAGGCAAUCAACGAAAAGGUAAUGUACAUUUUUGGCGUAGUGAAUGUCAUCAGCAUCCCCAUUGUUUGGGCUCUUUACCCCGAAUCAAAUCAGCGAACCCUCGAGGAGAUGGACCUCUUGUUCGCUGCAGAGUCUCCAUGGUCAUGGGCUGCUGAGAAGAAGUUCCGAGAACUCAAAGAGGAGAAUGCUCAUGCUCGGGGCUUUGUCAGCGGAGAUGAUAACAAGAUGAAUGCUGUACAUGUCGAGGGAGCCAAGGACAUGGCUUAA